CACCACUUCAACUACGUUUUUAUUUCUUUCGAAUGAGUCGAUCGUCAAAGCGCAUCAAAGUAGACACCUCAACUCAAAAAAUAUCCUCAGGAGAAGAAAUCAAGGCGCUACUGCGGUCACAGGAUGUCGAAACUCUAACUCGAGGACUCACUUCCAUUCGGAACCAAUUUACGGUCAAGCCGAAUGAAACAAUAUCUUCCCAAGAUAGCCGUUUGGUCCUUGCACAACAAUGGUUGAAUGGGUCGCCUGGUGCUGAGGAUAUUUUCACUCUCUGGGCGGGAGCGGAACAACGCCAGACGGCAUUGAUAUCGUUGUUGGUAUCUGUUCUUGCUGUGACUUUGUCGCUACUUUCAAGCCACUACACGUACCAUUCGUUGGGACAUCCAAUUGUCAAGAAGUUGUUUUUACCUCAAUGGACGCGGAAACUCAACUCGUAUAUCGGUGGAUCUAGCAAUGACCUGAUUCUCUCUACCUUGAGGCUGUAUAACAGCCUGUCUGGCUUUGCGCGCGGUCGUGAACGGAAGGGCGUAAUGGAGGCUUUUGGUUGGGAGAUCAAGAGUCUACCAAAGUUGCUGAACUUAAGACGAAAAUCCAAGACUGACGAGUCUGUAGACCCGCUCUCCAAGCCUGAUAUCCGGACGCUGUACAUGCUUUUCCUCCUAUCAUUUGUGGAUACCGAUACCCCUACGCCAGUCAAGACCAUGUUUAUGGAGCAGCAUCGUGACGCCUUUGUCUCUAUGUUUAAAGGCCUAUCUCAAGACCAUUAUUCUGUCAUUCGUAGAGUUUUGGAGGUUUCUUGGGCCGGGAUAUGGUCUGAACCCAAGCUGAAGCGAACGCUUAAGAUUGGCGUGUUCAACGAGACAACCAUAGCGCAGCUAGCGAAAGUCUAUGAUCGUGUAGAUUCCGAGGACGACGAUCCGGAACAUGUCUCUGCCAAUAUUGUGCACCAUUUUCUUCUAGCAAUAUGUACGCGGCCAGGUACGGGAAUUUGUUUCAAGGACAAUGGAUGGUAUCCCCGUGACGUCGAAGACGCGCAAGACGAUGAAGAAGUUCCCAAGAGCCGAGGAGGAAAGUUGUACAAUAAGAUGUUAGCGAAUGUCUUGCGAUCACUCAAGAGCAAUGAGGAUAUGCGACAGCAGGAACUCAGUUUGAAAAUAAUGUCUUCAUGUCCUGAGCUCGUAGCAGGAUAUUGGUCCUCCGCAAGUCUAACUUUGGAACCUCGGCUGUCAUCGCGGUGGAUCACAAACAUAGCCUUGUUUGGAUCUAUUGUAUCCCUCCCGAUUCCCGUUUCUUGCUUCAUUCUUUCAGAGAACUCGGAUGGGUUUCUCUAUCGGCCAUCCCCCCCUCCUCUGUCUAUCAUUUUGGAGAACGUCUUUCCUUCAGUUAACACCAAGGUUCAUUUCACAAAAGGACUGCAACAAGCUAGCCGCAGUUUGGUGCAGCACUGUACCGCUUUCGCGCUAUCAAAAUGCCUUAUGAAGUACCGCGAUGUCACAAGUCAUUUCCGAAUGAUCGCAGAUGCGCUGGAGGAAGGGGAGGCCGACGGACAGUGGUCCAAGCGAUGUCGCGAACUCGAAAGGGAGGCGCGUAAACGGGUCCCCGAAUUUCAGGUCAUUGUGGGGUAUUCGCAGCGGACGACCGGGCAACUUGGUUCCCAGCUCACCGAAUCUCAACGCCAGACGCAAGCUGCCCUACUAGCGGAGAGUUCCCAGCGACUAUUGUGGCUCUAUCACGACUGUUUACCGAGUUUAGUCUCGGAAGCUCGUUUUGACAUCGGAAAGAUGUUAAUUAACUUCUCGAGUACCGAAACGGAUGAAGGAGAAGGGAACAGUGAGAGUCUGUCAUCGGGGGCGCGACAACUGCAUCUUGUUAGACAAUUACACGUCCUGAGGCUCCUUCAGUCCAACGAUCAGUUUUCUUGGACUUCUAAACCAGGUUCAUCAAAAUUCUCCUACUUGCAUAUUCUGUUGCAAGCACUCACAUCCUCCAAUGUUUCUGCGUUACAUUCCGCACUUGUCCGCCUUCUGGAACAUCUGUUGAGCAACAGUCUCAUGUUCCAGCAUAAUCCAGAUGAGCCUCAUCUGUGGUUGAUUUCCUUGCCCACGGGAUGCCGCCCAUCGUCUGGAGGCGAAUCACCUGAUGGCGCCACGCUCACCGAUGAACCAGAAAGCGUUCUUGCUUUUCUUGAUGAUUGCAUACAGAGGUGUACUAAGACGCCUUAUCGCUACAUUGAGGAGAUGCAGGCUUUGGAAUCUGAAGAUCAUACUGAAUCUCAGUUGCCAAGUCCGCUACUGAUGACGCUAAGCGAGCAGCUUUCGGCUAAAAUUGCUGCUGGACACCUGUCCGCUUCGGAUGUACUUGCGCUUGCGACAUUCGUCAGGAGUCUCGUUUUUCAGCUUCACAACAGUUUCUGCCAUAGGAAGGUACUGCUUUCCUUCACAGACAAGAUUGACGGCAUACUCGAUCCCCAAAAACUAUUUCCCGAUUAUCCGAUCGUCACUACCGCCAUUCGGAGAGAAGUUGAGAUCCUCAAGUACUGUCUGUGGUAUCCCCGAAUUCCCAAGUCCCCGACGCCUACCAGCGUUGGUCAGGAUGUGAAGAGUUUUCUUCAUACCGUUGAGGAAAUGAUGAUACCUCUAACUAAGUCGGCGCGAACUGUGGCAGCUUACGAGUUGGUUGACUGGCUUCGGCUGCUGGAACAGCAGCUGCGGCCGGUUGACAUGGAACGCUUAGUGGCGAUUGUUCAUCUAUUCUUCCCGCCGGCUCUGGAGGGAUUGUCACAAGCUGCGAAUCCUGCGCAUCACCUACUCUGGAACGGCACCAAACUAGUGUCGAAGAAAUUAUUGCCGCAUGCCAAGUUCGAUUGGCUGUUUGUGUCUGCUGAUGAGGUGCAAAUCCAAGACCCAGAAGGGCAGGAGAUCCUCAUUAACGCGGUAUUUACGCAUUCUUCAUCACUUUCAGAUCUGAAGAGGGUGACCUGCCAAAUUAACCAUUGCCUAACUGCCGCCACUGAAAGAGCAAGCCUGCUGUGUGGAUUGUUACAGCUCUUGAAUUCUUUAAUUACGCGCUCGGCUUCCUUGUUGGCCAACGCCGAUUACACCGCACUGAAAGAAUUUGCAUUCACUCUGGAGUCCGUUCAGAGACUGUGCAUGUCUUCGACUUUACCUGAAACCGUGCGAGAAGCUCUGCGUGUAUUGGUGAAAGACACUUUAGAUGUCAGCUCGUCAGUUGAAAGAGGCCUAGCUUCAGAUAUAGCCUUCUACUGGCUAAACGAGGUACGGGUUGGCUUGGAAAGUGAUGCAGGCGUCUCACUCGAAUCAGCGUCGAUAUGGGUGGUGUAUCUUCCACUGGAGAGUUUGCUUGAUCUUUUGGACUCAUUGAGCCAAUAUUUGGCAAGAAACCAUAAACAAGCUUCUAUUAUUGAUCUGCUGGACACUGUCAUCAGCGCAGUUCGGGACUUCGCACUGCAGUGUGCUCAAGCGGAGUUCCUCCUCCGUACAAGGACGAUACUGCUGAUCAAUCUUCGCUCACGUCUCCCUGAUUCUGCGGUUCUCGAAGAACUCCUCGCGAUAGCAUUACGUUCUUCCUUGCCAUUACACACUGAAGGACUAUUACAUCCCAUACAAAGUAGCGCAGAUGCUGAGACGCGCCUUGAUCGCUCAAUGGCACGAUGGAGCCAUCGGUUGGAACCUCUACCUACGGAGCUCCAGCUUAUCACACUUCUACAACAGGGUCAUUGGACCGCGGCAACGGCAGAGAUCCUCCGCUGUCUGAUUUAUAAACACGCGUGUCCUCACAGCACGUUUUCCUCGUGGCUUCAAACUAACCAAUCCUUUGAGAGAGAUCCCUUUGAAUUGGCAUCUGUCCUGUAUUCUUACUUGGACGUUGCCAAGUGUCGUGGCGCAGCCUUUUCCGAGGCUGAAGCUGAGCCAUGGCUUCAGCAUGGCCUGCGAAUGUUCAAAUGGUCGACCAAUGAAUCCUCGUCUCGCAGUCUCCGGCAUACAGCUUCACUAUGUAUCAUCCUCAUGUUCCGGUUGUUUCCUUCCCAUCGUUCUCAACUUGAGGAUCUGAUCCUGAACGAUCUGCGUAAGCUAUCGGUCAAAUCGCUUACACCGGACAUGUUGCUUAUUGGCCUCAAUAUCGGAGAUGAAAGUUCUGCAUUGACAGAUGCUCUUGCUGAACAUGGAGUACAAUGGGCUGUGCGUCAUUUUACUGACGAAAAUCCCGUUGAUGAUAUGUCUUCUCGAUGCGUGGAACAUUUGACCGACAUGCUCAAUAUUGUGUCUCUAAAGCCACACAUUGUUGAGCCUCUUCUCACUGCUGUAACACAGCUUCAACUGUGGAAUACGGCGGCAUUGGAGUUAUUGACCGCAGUUCUGAACCAUGUUCCCUUCAAGCCUUUGAUAGUAAAUCGUGUUCUUCAAAAUGUCGUACAACACCACCGCUUUGUGAAGAUAUGUUCAGUGACGGGCGCCUCUUCAUCACCUCUAAGAGAUGCUACUAUCGGUCUUCUCCACGUUUUGUUCCAUCUUCAUCCUGCGAACACGUGUCAAAUUACGCAUGUGGUACCGCUAAUGGCCGUGUACCGUGGCACCACAUCAAUAUCUGACCGGAAGCUGCUUUCAAUCUUCCGUCUUUUUGAGGCGCAACGAAAGACCUCGAUCGGGAUUCUGUUCAAUCAGUGGAAUGCAUCGCAUGAGACGACGUCGAACGGUGCUUUGGAGGCCAUCCAGAGCCUAGAUCCAAUAGUCCUUCUCCAAAGUUGCCUUUACUAUCCUAAUUGGCGGCGCAUUGAUGAUCAGAUUGACCAGGCUGAGCACCCAGCACCUAUCUACGACCCUCUCUUCGUCAUCCUUUUGUUCGCCCAUACCUUAGCAGAAAACCCACCUCAGGGUACUUUUCCUUGGAUCGAAUUCUUUCGGACGAACGUUGUCGGCCUUGUUAUCCGAUCUCUUUCGGCUAAAGAUGGUCACAUCCGCGAGCUCGCGAUAUACUGCAUAUCAGCCUUGUGGAAACAAUUGGAAACAGUCGAAAUGCAAGAGAAGACCUCUGUUCUUUACAUACUCGGUCUAAUCCGAGAUGCCAUACCGCAACCAUCAGCCGAAGAAUGCCUAAAACGUUUGCCGACAUACUCCACCUUAGUAUUACUACAUGCUUUGAGAGGCGUUUUCUAUCCGUCUCAUUUCACGUACCCGUUGACCGCGCGGUUCUUGCUGCAACGUCCGGAGCUGGACAUUAGCGAUGUGCCGAUGCUAUUCGGGUUGCUAUAUAGCAGCUCUGACAACUGGAAACAAGAGAGGGCGUGGAUGAUCAGACUUCUGUCUGAUGGACUGGUCAGCACAGAUGACUGGAGGGUUUUCAAGCGUCGGCAUACGUGGGAUCUUCUCGCGAGCAUUUUCCAGGCGUCCGAUGACUUUGCUUUGCGUAAAGGCAUUCUUGAGGUACUGACGAACUUGACAUGCAUUCCCCAAGCAACAACAUCCCUCGUUUUGAAGUCGGGGCUUCAUUGCUGGAUUGAAAUGCAACUGCUCAAUCUCGUCGAAGACGAGGGUGUUGCAUGGCUGAAGAUCAUCGAGAACAUCAUAUGUUCUAGUGACACAAAAAAAUUGGAGACUGCUACGAGCGGCCAGUGGCGAUGGAUAAUAGGCCGUUGUAUUUCGCUUCUCAUCAACAGCUCGUCAUCAGUCAAACUUCCUGUGUUAUCAUUGACGGCCCGCGUGCUGCUGCGCCUCGCUUUGCUACCCGGUCCAUCGAUUCCGAGCUUGGCUUCAUUGCUUAACCGGACCGUCCACUGUCUUGAAGAGAUGGAAAGGCAGAUAGAGUGGAAACCGUUAGGAAGCAGGAAAGCAUCCACGCCACUGUUUUCGCUUCAUAGCAAACUCCAUUUAUUCAACAACGACGCAUCAGAUGACUCUGUAGGGGAAUGGGGUCGAGCAGUCGAGUCUCUCUGGCGCGUAUCGAUGACAUUCUCAAAUAAAAGGCCGAGUUGGGAUCUCUUGUCCAGUCGGUUAUUGUUAUGGCGCGCGCUGAUGGAUGCAGCGGACGUUAGUGGUGUCGCUGAAUGGGCUAGAGCGGAAGUCAUUAGAAAUCUAAUUUAGUAUUCAUUAUGUCUCCAUUUUAUAUCAUUAUGUAUCCUGUACAUUCUUAUGUUCCGAUAUAUAAAUUAC
Messenger RNA from Guyanagaster necrorhizus, 6167 nucleotides. RefSeq lists its product as uncharacterized. Gene Ontology annotation, cellular component: nucleolus. The coding region runs from base 33 to 6098 and encodes 2021 amino acids. NCBI's taxonomy places the organism in Eukaryota, Fungi, Basidiomycota, Agaricomycetes, Agaricales, Physalacriaceae. The transcript has 17 exons. Gene Ontology annotation, biological process: maturation of 5.8S rRNA from tricistronic rRNA transcript (SSU-rRNA, 5.8S rRNA, LSU-rRNA); maturation of LSU-rRNA from tricistronic rRNA transcript (SSU-rRNA, 5.8S rRNA, LSU-rRNA). The record is from RefSeq and is a predicted model, not a curated record.